Messenger RNA from Syngnathoides biaculeatus (alligator pipefish), 1671 nucleotides. It is a transcript of the gene chrna3, whose product is annotated as cholinergic receptor, nicotinic, alpha 3. Bases 1 to 1671 code for a protein of 556 amino acids. Lineage: Eukaryota; Metazoa; Chordata; Actinopteri; Syngnathiformes; Syngnathidae. Gene Ontology annotation, cellular component: postsynaptic membrane; neuron projection; synapse. The record is from RefSeq and is a predicted model, not a curated record. Gene Ontology annotation, biological process: chemical synaptic transmission; regulation of membrane potential; monoatomic ion transmembrane transport. The transcript has 6 exons. Gene Ontology annotation, molecular function: transmembrane signaling receptor activity; acetylcholine-gated monoatomic cation-selective channel activity.
AUGAAAAGCACUUUUUGCCUCCUUUUUACGUGUAUCUGCUCCUUCUUUCUGUUGCAUCUGCAGGGAGGUGCAUGUUCCGAGGGCGAGCACAAGCUCUUCUCCGUCAUCUUCUCCAAUUACAACCAGUACAUCCGACCGGUGGAGAACGUGUCCGAGCCGGUCAUUGUGCAGUUUGAAGUGUCCAUGUCCCAGCUGGUCAAAGUCGAUGAAGUCAACCAGAUCAUGGAGACCAACCUGUGGCUGAGACACAUCUGGAAUGACUACAAGCUCAAGUGGGAUCCAAAAGAUUUCGGAGGCGUUGAGUUUAUUCGGGUGCCGUCCAACAGGAUAUGGAAGCCGGACAUUGUGCUGUACAAUAAUGCAGUCGGAGACUUCCAGGUUGACGACAAGACGAAGGCUCUGCUGCGGUACAAUGGCGAGGUCACGUGGAUCCCUCCCGCCAUCUUCAAGAGCUCGUGCAAGAUCGACGUCACCUACUUCCCCUUCGACUACCAGAACUGCACCAUGAAGUUCGGCUCCUGGACGUACGACAAGGCCAAAAUCGACCUGGUGCUGAUCGGCUCCACCAUCAACCUCAAGGACUUCUGGGAGAGCGGCGAGUGGAUGAUCAUUGACGCCCCCGGCUACAAGCACGACAUCAAGUACAACUGCUGCGAGGAGAUCUACACAGACAUCACGUACUCGCUGUACAUCCGCCGCCUGCCCCUCUUCUACACCAUCAACAUGAUCAUCCCCUGCCUGCUCAUCUCCUUCCUCACAGUGCUCGUCUUCUACCUGCCGUCCGACUGCGGCGAGAAGGUCACGCUGUGCAUCUCUGUGCUGCUCUCCCUGACCGUAUUCCUCCUGGUCAUCACCGAGACAAUCCCCUCCACCUCGCUGGUCAUCCCGUUGAUCGGCGAAUACCUCCUUUUCACCAUGAUUUUCGUCACCCUUUCCAUCGUCAUCACCGUGUUCGUGCUGAACGUCCACUACCGCACACCCAAAACGCACACCAUGCCGCAGUGGGUGCGAGGCGUCUUCCUGGGGCUGCUGCCCAAAGUCAUGUUCAUGACCCGACCGGAGAGGGAUCUAGAGAAGACGAGGGAGACCAUUGAGAUGAUCUACCAGAGACCGUGUGGCGGUAGUGCAUCGGGCUCCCACCACAAGCCUCAGGCUCUGGCCUCCAGCGUGGUGUCCAGCCUGACCAACCGCCAGAGGCUCCCAAAUAACACGGAGCUCUCCAAUCUCAACAACUUGAACACAAACAAAUCGACCAAACGCGGCGAAUUGGGCUCACUGUGCUGUGAGGGACGCUGCGACAGCUGUUGGCACCAGAGGUCCGGUAAACUGCCGGUGGACUCUGGAGGCAGUGGUAGUGGCUUAGGCAGCCUAGGGGUCCUGACUGGAGCCGGCGUGCCCGGAGCGGGGAGUCAGUGCUCCAGCUCAGAGUCUUUGGAUGCGGGAGUCCUGUCUCUGCUGCCGUUCUCCCCUGAGGUCAGGGAGGCCAUCGAGAGCGUCAAAUACAUCGCAGAAAAUAUGAGAAUGCAGAAUGAGGCAAAGGAGGUGCAGGAUGAUUGGAAAUAUGUCGCCAUGGUGAUCGAUCGCAUCUUCCUGUGGGUUUUCAUCCUGGUGUGCAUUCUUGGAACCGCUGGCCUUUUCCUUCAGCCCCUUCUGCUCGGGGAAGAAAUAUGA